AUGAGGUAUUGUGAUGAAGGUGUAUGGUAUAACCAUGUGGUUUGCCUCCAUAGAGCUCACUAUGGUUUGCAAUUUGGAGAUGAUAGUGCAUCCUCAUUUGUGUCAUUGCAUGGAUUUCCUGAGACAGUAUACCCCAAGGGCAACUACCCCCUAGGAUGCUGGCCAUGGCAGGCAAGCUCAAAGUGUUUGCUCUUCUGCUCCUAUCAAUCGCCACCUUCUCAUGGCUCUUCCGCUCAAACCCGCUAUGUUGUCGGCGGCAACACCGGUUGGACUGUCCCUCCCGGCGGCGCGUCCACCUACAGCAACUGGGCUUCUAACCAGAAAUUCAAACAAGGCGACACUCUUGUGUUCAGCUUUACAACCGGGCAACAUGACGUAGCGAAGGUGACCAAGGCAGCUUUUGAUUCCUGCAACACUACGAACCCCAUUUCAAUUCUAAAUAAUGGACCUGCAAGUGUCAAAUUGAACGAAAGUGGUGAACAGUAUUACAUUUGUACUGUUGGGCCUCACUGUUCUCUUGGCCAGAAACUCGCCGUUAAUGUUUCCAAACAAGCUUCUUCUCCUUCUGCUUCCCCUGCUCCUCAGCCCUCUGCUUCACCGGCGAAGUCUCCUGCGCCAGUGAAAGCUCCUUCACCAGCCCCAGCUUCAGCUCCGUCUCCUCAAUCUGGAGCUGUAACUUACACCGUCGGAGACAAAACCGGAUGGACCGUACCUUCCAGCCAGGCGUUUUAUAAAACCUGGACUUCCAGCAAGACCUUCAAAGUCGGCGACAUACUGGUGUUCAACUUCCAGAAGAACGCACACAAUGUGGCAGAGGUGACGAAGGCGAACUACGGCUCCUGCGGCACAGCAUCUCCUCUUAGGCUUUACAAUAACCCACCGGUGAGAAUGACCCUGAACAAGUCCGGCGAGCAUUAUUUCAUCUGUGCGGUCCCCGGUCACUGCGCCGGCGGGCAAAAGCUGGCUAUCAACGUCACCGGCGCCUCCUCCCCAGCGACCUCUCCAUCUCCAAGUUCGCCGCCAUCUCCCACCGCUCCUGCCCCCGGAUCUCCCGCUUCUUCGCCCUCCGGUGGCGCAACAAACCCUUCAUCCCCAUCUCCCUCCGGUUCUUCCAGCCCAUCCUCGCCAAACUCCGGUGCGACGUCGUACAGAGUUGCCGGAUUACUCGCCACCCUUUUGUGGAUGGCUGCGGCAUUACUGUGUUAGAUAGAUGAUUAGAGAUUGUUGGUAGUGUAGAGUUUGAUGUGAUUCGCUGUGGAUCUUUGAUUGUUUUUGCGGAGA
Molecule: messenger RNA, 1281 nt
Organism: Neltuma alba
Lineage: Eukaryota; Viridiplantae; Streptophyta; Magnoliopsida; Fabales; Fabaceae
Product: early nodulin-like protein 2
Exons: 4
Coding region: 1-1206 (401 amino acids)
Cellular component (GO): plasma membrane
Molecular function (GO): electron transfer activity
Source: RefSeq, a predicted model, not a curated record